This is a messenger RNA of Cyphomyrmex costatus, 1491 nucleotides long. RefSeq lists its product as uncharacterized. The transcript has 4 exons. NCBI's taxonomy places the organism in Eukaryota, Metazoa, Arthropoda, Insecta, Hymenoptera, Formicidae. The record is from RefSeq and is a predicted model, not a curated record. Bases 1 to 1491 code for a protein of 496 amino acids.
AUGAAUAUGGACGAGAGGACGAAGGUCGUAAAAGAAAGAAAAGGCUGCUUCAAAUGUUUAAAGGUGGGACAUAUCUACUUAAAAUGUCGCAGUAAAGAAAGAUGCCCUUGGUGCGGAAAAAGACAUUCCCUCUUGGUUAAGAUAAGUGGUCCGAAGGGUAAGGUAGACGUCCGAGCUGUCAUAGAUACCGGCUCACAUCGAUCUUAUAUUUUAGAAGGAAUAACGAAGACUCUAGGAUACGAAGUUGUAGGCGAACAGACAAUGAUACAUUUGCUGUUUGGCGGAAGCAAAACCAAACCCCAGAGACACAAGGCUUGUCGAAUUUAUGUCACCAACUUAGAUGGCACAUACAAAUGCGACUUCGUGGCUUUACAACAGAGUAUGAAGCACCCAUUGUUGAUAGAAGCUGAUAUUGCCGGUAAAAUACUUACUGGAAAGGUACUUCAAAUUGAUCAAGGAAUAACGGCUUUGGAAACCAAACUUGGUUGGACUUUUUUGGGCAGAGAAUUUGAUGAUAACAGCGAGUCAGAUGCAGCUUUAAUAGUUAUGUCCAUGCUCUCUCAAGAAGCAAAUGUGUCGGACUUAUGGAGACUUGACACACUGGGCAUCACUGAUCCAAUAGAAAAAACAACCAGGGUCAACGAGGAAGGUCGUUACGAAGUUCUUCUACCAUGGAAGGAAAAUCAUCCACCUUUACAAGAUAACAGAGAUGUUGCGGAGAAGAGACUAAAAGCAGUCACCAAAAAACUAAGACAUGAAGAUUUGUUUGAAGAUUAUAACACAGUCUUAAACAAUUGGCUUGCCGAAGGUAUCAUCGAGAGAGUGCCUACACACGAAGUCUUAAAGAAAAGCUAUUACCUGCCACACAGACCAGUUGUUAAGAAGGAAGGAACUACCAGGAUCCGACCGGUUUUUGAUGCCUCAGCAAAGACUAAGAAUUCACCUUCACUCAACCAAUGCUUAGAAACCGGCCCUAACCUCAUUGAACAUAUCCCGGCGCUGUUACAUCGGUUUCGAGAAAGAAAGAUAGGAGUGACCGCAGACAUUACAAAAGCGUUCUUGCAAAUUAACAUCUCCUCGUCGGAUCGGGAUGUGUUGAAAUUCUUGUGGUGGAGUGCGAAUGGAGAAUUGGAGACUUACCGUCAUCGGCGAGUAGUAUUCGGCGUAACAAGCAGCCCAUAUCUUCUAGGAGUCACUAUCGAUAUGCAUAUCAAGCGGGCUCUACAGGCUAAUGUUCCGCCAUGCCACAAAUCGAUUUACGAAAAAUUAGCAAAGUCUUUCAAUGUCGAUGAUUGUGUUACUAGCGUUGAUUCUCAUUCUGAUUUCGAGAUUUUUCAGAAAGAAGCCAGUUUCCUACUGAAUCAGGCAAAAUUCGAUUUGAGAGGAUGGAAGUGUACAGGAAUGAACUCAGAGAAUCGGACAACCAUACUCGGACUCGUUUGGGACACUAAAGGUGAUACGCUCUCAUUUUCCUUCACGUCCGAUCCCUGA